CUGCGUCUAAGUUGCUGCGAGUUGUAGAAGCGCUGGCUAAAGACAACAUGUAUCCCCGUCUUCCAGAAGGCCAGGACGAUGCCAUUCGCUUCGACGAGGGGUUAGCACAGGCUGCGGAUGGAAUUGCUGCCUUUACCCGAGGUCUCGUUGAUGAGGUUGCAAAGUGUAUCAGUCUCUCAGACCCAGAGUCGCUGACUGAAGGCGAAAUCGCCGCGAUGAAGGCCUCUAUAGAUGAUCUGGAUUCGAAGCAGCGCUCCAUCUUCGUGUCAGCGGGCUUGAACAAUCUCACAUCCAGCUUGCGCCACUGGACUGACCAUGCUUCGAUACUUUCAAACAACAUUGAGAUCGAGCAUGGACCUACGCCGUGGUCUCAGAAGGCCAAGGAGGUCGAGGCUGCCCGCAAGAAAGAUGACGAGGCUGUGCGUCAAUUGCAGGCCCUCACAGCGGAGCACCGUGCUACUGUGCUCAAGAUUCACGAGCGUGAGCAGAUCAUUGCUACAAAGGAACUUGAGAUUGAGCACCUAUCGGCUAAGAUCCGAGAUGCUGCUUCUAAGACUGAGGGUGUUGAAGCUCUACAAGAGGAGCUCGCCCAACGUCACGAGCAGAUCAUGGAGCUUGAGGAGCAGAACAGAGCCCAGGCGAUGGACCUGGAGGCUCUGAAGGAGCGUCUGGCCAAUGUUGACGAGUCUAGACGAAACGACCCUGAGCUGACCACGGAGAACACCACUGCGCCGAUUGAGCAACCCCAGCAAGCCGCCGACCCCCGGAGCGUUCCAGGAGGACUCAAGACGUUCAUCGACGCUCUUCAAAACGAGAACCAUUGGCUGCGCGAGCGCCAGCACAAGGAAGCAUUCGACCGCAACUUCAGGGAAAUAUUUAGCACCAUGGACCACUCUCGACAUGCCGCGCAGAUGCCAUCAAUGUCCAGACUUGACGCACUCGAGCUGGCCUGGCUUACCGAUGACGACUCUGAAGGCGUGGAAGCAUCCUCGCGAACAUCCAGUCCUAUUCCAGGCGACUCGAACUUGGCGUACCACAUUCCCCAUGCACAUGCCUAUGGCCGCCCUAAGAUGUCGGCUCUCGAACUCACGCAUAUCAGCCUCGGCUGGGAAGAGCGUGCGCACAGCCAUAAGCUGGCUUUGGAGCAGGCCGAGGAGGAGCUCAUGCUCAUGUCUAUGAUUCAGGAAGAUGAUGAUGAUUUAUCCUUUAUUGCUCCGUAGAAUUGCUGCAAACACAGGUUUGGAAAAUUCAUGUCGCAUCUGGGGCAUCGUGGAGGUUUGAUGGGUUUGUCUGCUUGCUGAGAUCGAGUUGUAGUCGACAGUUUGCAUGGAGAUUAUUGAAUCACGUUUGGGCAUAAAGGCGUUUGGACACAUAUACACACACCCUCUCUCUCUC
Messenger RNA from Exserohilum turcica Et28A, 1395 nucleotides. RefSeq lists its product as uncharacterized. Bases 48 to 1220 code for a protein of 390 amino acids. The transcript has a single exon. The record is from RefSeq and is a predicted model, not a curated record. NCBI's taxonomy places the organism in Eukaryota, Fungi, Ascomycota, Dothideomycetes, Pleosporales, Pleosporaceae.